Molecule: messenger RNA, 7188 nt
Organism: Armigeres subalbatus
Lineage: Eukaryota; Metazoa; Arthropoda; Insecta; Diptera; Culicidae
Gene: gukh
Exons: 6
Coding region: 669-5825 (1718 amino acids)
Source: RefSeq, a predicted model, not a curated record
AAUGCUUGAAGCAAGCUGGUUCGCUCACCCGCCCGUUAGUUCAGUUUCGUCGGUCGACCUGCUGUGAUGCCGGUUUUUCGUUCCGUUCCGAUCCGGCAUAGCUGAUCAACCCGUCGCAGUCAGCUCAGGUGUUCUUCAGCAGUGUAAUGUUUGUGCCUAAAGCUUAAUUUGAAUAAUCGGGCCCCGUAGGGCUGUAGAAGUACGGAGAGAUGUCGACCGUUGAGGAGGAUCUGUGGCAGAUGCAGUCAACGGCUAUAAAAACCUCAGUUACUGUAUAGUUUAUAGGUGUGUGCUAAUGAAAUGUUGGUGAUUAGUGAAAUAAGGUGCACAUGGCGCUGAUAGUACGUUGGGGAAAGGUUGUCCAGUUUAAGUUGAAUGUGCUGGUAUCUGUGAUCUAAACUUAGUUUAGCGUGUUGAAUGAAUAAUCUACCGUGAUCUUGAUGCUUUUUGAUUUGUAUAGAAGAAUUAAUGAAACAUGACCUGCUGAUGAGUUGGGAAAAAGUGAGGUAAAGCCAACGAAUAUAAAAUAUAUUGCUGAGUGGAUGAGUGAGCUCGUCGUGCGGAACGUCUAGUAGUGGUGCAAACGGAGCGCGAAACUGAAGUUGUAGUAGCGGUUUUGGUCAUCGUCCGAGACUUUACCGCCAUCCAGUGCACAACACGAUGCCAAGAUGCCUUUCGUGCAGCGUGUUGUGACCCCGAAGUAUGUUGCACGGUCGACCAAACCGUCCCAUUCACGCGGAACAGCAGCGCUACCGGUCCAAGACUAUGAGUUGGAAGCGAUUACGAACCUAACGCUGAGCAAUGCCCUCCGCCAGCUGGCCUCGCUGGUGCUCAUCUCGAACCAGAUUUUCACCGAGCUGAACAAGGAACUGGCUAGUGUUAGUGAGCGAUCACUCGGGAUAAAACAGCGAAUCGACAAUCUUUCCAAGCGAGUGGAGGAAUUUGACCCAAAGCAAGUCGCAGUCCCCGAAAGCGAUCUGGUGGCCUUCGCUCAGAUUAAAAACCACCACAGUACAAAGUACCACAUCGAUACCUGCCUGUUCACUGCCGAAACGCGCUCGGACACGCUACAGGAGCUGUACGAUGCAGCGGCCAAGACGCCGGUGUCGGCCAUCGCCGAAAUGGACCGUAUCGCCGGUUACAGCGAGUACGAGCGACGGGGCUCAGACGCUUUCCUCUGCACGCCGGUUCUGGGUCAAACGCGACGGAAACUCCGAGCCAAGGUCGACAUGGACAUCGAAACGAGACUGCCUUCCGCGGUUGAGGAUUUGAGAAAAUGGACCUCGAUUGAAGCCAUCGGCGAUACAACAGUUCCUCCCGACUGCACGGUACGGUUGACUAGCAACAGUUCUGUGAGUUUUGGCAAUACUUCCCAAAAUGCAAGCCCGUCCUACCAAGCCGGCACAAGUGCUUCGUUCGACGAUACCGACGACAUCAUUAUGGUGGACAGCAGCUCGAGAGGCGUGGUACGGGAACAGGACACUCCACUGGACCACAGAUUACCUUCACCGGAGGAGCAGUGUCAGAUGAUUGCACUCAAAUUUCCUGCCGAAACCGUCAAAGUGGAUACCUCCGGCAGAAGGUUCGACCGGAUGUCUGCCACGAGGAAAUCGUUACUCCAUUUCGUGUCAACGUCGGAGCAGGCAGACGCCAAUGCCGCUGGCGGUCAGCCGGCAGAUGGAAGUGAUGGUGACACGAUACGGCGGCGAUCUCGACCACGACGAUCGCGAGGAAAGCGAAGAAAUACGAUCGCUGGAACGGACCAGAAGGAAAUUGCGGAAGUGGUUAACAAUGGGGACGAAGUCACUGCUUCCUCUACUACUGCUACUACUAACCUGGUGCCUCGAAGCAAAUCGAGCGAUAUACUCAAGAAAGAUUCACCGACGGCAUGCUCUGCGGACAACACAUCCAAACACACGACAAAAUUGUCACACUUCAACUCCCUCAAACAGUGGGGCCGCAACCGACUACGUAUGAUAAACCGCGACUCAAAAGACAAAGUACAAGAUAUUGAUGACUUCAAUAUCUCUGAUACGACCAGAAACAGCAAACGCAAGAUCUCUGACAAAGAUACAAAACUUUCGCACGAUCGAAAGCCGUCCUAUUCUUCAUCAGAGAGAAGUAUAACCGUCGCUUCCAGCACUGGCGCCACCACUAGCAUGCCCGCCUCGAUAAACCCUGUGAAACUCCGCGAAUCUUCGUCAAUUCGAAGGCAACGCCGUACCGCGCUCGGAAACAAAGAUGAACCGCACUCGUCCAGUGGCAAUUGGAGUGCAAGCUCCGAAUCUGGCAGAACAUCUAUUGGUAGCGAGAUAACCACCACCACUCACCCGAAAUCAAGUGCCUCAAGUACAUCACUGAACCACAAUCAUCACACAAUUUCCAGUGGACCACCAAGUUCCAUCAUAAGCCGACGAAGAUUCUUGAAUACGUCAGCGUCGAGUAGCGUUACAAGUGAAGGCACCGCUACGCCUGAUCUGCAAAUGUACGACUACCACGACGAAGGUGGCGAAACAAGUUCUGUCUAUUCUUGUGAUACUGAAGGCUAUUAUACGUCUUUCCACGUGGAUUCUGGAUUGAAGACAUUGAAAGAAGAAGAACCAGUAACUCCUAUGCAUUCCACGACGGCCCUAUCCAGCACAACCUCUUUUGAAAGCUCUGGAAAUCAAACCGUCAUUUCUCCAGAAAACGAAUACGAACUGUUUGGUCGAGGUUCAACGUCAACCACGACUAGUUCUGCUGGAACUAUUUGUACAGUACUAGCAGAUGGUCACCGAAAUUCGAUAAUCGGUCCAACUGUACCAGAACGAAAAAGUUCACUUACGAAGCUGAAUCGCAGCAAUAGUUCGGCUAGCAAUGGAACACUGGAACGAAGUUAUUCGAGUAGCACUGUUGGUAGCACUCUGGAAAGAACCGGUACGAUCAAACGAAAUGGCCAUCUGUUGCAGAAGGAGGUGGCCGCACUCAUCCACAAAGAAGAAGAAACUAAGAAAACACGAAUUGAAUCUCCCGACAGUGGAAACAAUACAAGCUCGUCUCCGAUUGAAUCGAAUGCCAAUUCAAGCCCAACGCAGCGAAUAAGAAGUUGUUCCGAGUUUGAAUAUUCGGAAUCCUCGGAUCUGGAAUGCGUUGAUCGCAUUGAAAGAAUCCGAGAAAAGACGACAAUCAACACCAGUCGAAUACCUUCGAUGUGCAUUAUCACACCCACGAACAGUGACGACGAAAACGGUUCCUUAAAACGAAAGAAAGACAAGGCAAGUGAAAUGGUGCAGAAUGAAUCGUUUGAAACGAAAAAGGAUUUGAGCAGUGGUAAGAAAAAUGCGUUACAGCCAUUGAACAGCAUGUUUGGUAGGUUGAAGGGGGUGUUGAAAAAAUCACCCAGCAAGGAUUCCUCAAUGUCGGAGAAUGUAAACAAUGCGGAACCCGUUUACGAUGUGACCGGAGAGUACGUUCGCAUCGCCGACGUAAAAAAUGCAAAAAAGACUCAACACAUUGCUGGCGUUUACUAUUCAAACGAUGUGGUAAAACGCAAUUUGGCUACCGUUCUCUCGGGAAAUCUCAACGAGGAAACCGAAUACGUAUCCUUGAAUGAAUUGCCGUGCAAUAUACGAUGCGAGAGCAAUGUGCUCUCACAAAAUACCACCCCUCCUAGCGGAAGUGGAAAAGCGAACGUUUCGGGUACGAAAGGGGAAACGCUUGCUGCAGGAGAAACCGAUGAACAUGCUAUGAAGAGGGGUGCUCGUGUCAAACUGGAUGCGCACGGGAAGGUUAUCUACAGUUCGGAUAGUCUGAAGAGGAGAAAGGGUGCGCACACGACCUUUGCGCCGGGUCCAUUUGUGAAAGACGUAAAUACAGCUCCGACGUCCAACAUUCCUACUACAAACACUACAACUCGGGCAGCAUCACCAGCAGCAUCCACAGAAAAUGUUAAAAAUGCUGUUGUUGCAUCUCCAUUACUAAGUGGUGGACUUGCUAACAGGAAACCAAUAGUAGUGAAACCAGUGAUAUCGCAGUCCGCAUUGAAAACGAAAGCAAUUGCCAACACCAAUAGUAAAUUAAGUAAGAACAACAACGGAGUAGCAUCGCUUCGUAUGGCUCCAAUAGCCACCGUCCUUCCAAAUAGCAGCGCAGUGCCAGAAAUAGAAAAACCCACAUCAUCACACAUCAUGUCCUCCGGAGUUCUGAAGGGUGCAUACGUCAAUGUGCAGGAAUCAAAACCACCGUCUUCGAAGCCUCAACAAUCGAUGCAUUAUAUGGAAACUACAGCUUUACAGUAUCCACCUACAGGUUAUCUUCAUUCGUCCCCUGAUGAGUAUGACCAGCUUUACAGGCCCCAAAUCCAUACGUACACACUUCCUAGGCGCCCAUUGGUGCAGCAAUCUAUGGAACGCUCUCAUGGAAAUGUCAUCCCAACAGAAAUUCCAAUAGCAUCCAAACAUAUCUACGACUAUGGCCAACAAGUGGGCAGUAAUGCAAGUCCUUUCCAACGGACUAACGACAUGUAUUGGACCUUACAAACUCGUCGUAGACCAAAUCAAAUGGAACAGCUGGCCUUGCGAGAUGAUUCGAAGAUCCCCCAGCAAUAUGCGAGACCAAUCGAAGAACUGUACUCAACACCUAACAAAAUCAAAUCAAACGCCCUAAAAACCACUCCAACCGGGUUCGCCACGUAUUUUUCUCCGAUCGCGAAGAGUAACAUGGCAGUUGAGCUAAGCGACGAACCAGACAGUAGCUUUAAGAUUUCUCCGAUUGAUCCACGCAACACGGCUCCGUUCAAAACGUCCACUCCCUCGAAGGCACACGAAAUAUCACUCUCGCCGACACGAUCACUGACCGAUGAGCUACGAUAUAAAUUAAGACUGCAACAGGUGGGAGUUCGUUCACACGGAAAUUCUCCCGUUAGCUCGGGACGUUCAACGCCAAAAAAUGUACUCGAAGCACAGCCUCCACGCGGACGGCACAGCUGGGCUUCCAACAGCACCGACAUUCCACAGACAUGCUCCGAUCGACUGGGAACACCAAAAACAAGCCUUAUGGAUUUCAAAAAACUUCUCCUUGCUCACGGAUCCAAAUCCAACAUAACGUGUGGCAGCAAAAUCUCUGCCGUUGAACUACUAAAAAAAUCAAAAAACAAUGCUCCACCAAAUCCUAUUUCCCCGGUAGCGAAAACGUCUGCCAACAGCAGUUUGAACAUUUUGGAUCUUUCAGGAUCUCCAAAGGCCUUCGCUACGCGGCGCAUGAUUCGUCAAGGAAACUUUGGAAACGGUUCACCAUCCAAGAUUGGAAAUCCAUCUAAACUUUCAUCGAGGGGUGGCAGGCGGUACAACAACAUGCGAAGUGAGCUCAUGUCCACUGCAAUACCGGAAGUCCACAGCGAAGAAGACAACUCUAGUCCCAGUACUUCGGCCUCAGUCAGUCGUUCCCACUCGCAAAGCCGAAACACAACUCCCACGGCCACUAGAAAAGAAGGUAGUUCCCCACAGGAGAUAGUUGAAAAUAAAAUCAUCGAAGACAAACUCUCCAAUAUCCGCGAGAAUAUUUUCCUGCAGGAGGAUGAGAACAACUUCAUGAAGGGGGAGGUACCGGGGCUUGCACAGAAAACCACAUCGCCCGCUACAACUCGUGCUCAAUUGCAAGCUCAAAGAGCAAUGUUUCUGAGCAAUAACAAUCAUAUCAAUUCGGCUACCUUCAAGGAUGGACGCUACAUGGGAAUCAGCAGUUUCGACAUAACCACUCCACCGAAGAUAAAUAACGAUGUCAAUUAUACCGAGCCAACCACAGCGAAAGAUAAACUAGCAGCACCGUCAUUAGAAACUGCUCUUUAAACUAUUCCUUCGAUUGCCAAAUUUGAAACACGGCGCAAUCAAUACGUUAUUUUCAUUAGUUAGGAGGACAAAACAACAUGUCUCUGAACAUUGAAAAACGUAUGCAACCCGUAAAGAUUUGUAUAAUUUGACAUGCAAUACUUAAGACGCUUUAUUUGGUAGUUGAGACAUAUAUAACAUUCAAUCCAUGAAGAACUCUGAGACCAACUAUCAAUUUUAUUCAGACAUGUAUCAGAAGAUUUCUAUAAACAAUCUAUGGUUCCAAAUAAUAUUUAAUGAAAAGUAAGCAAACUAGUCUGAAAACGAUUUGAGCAUUAAUGGCAUUAAUCGUAACGUGUCUAUCAGCAUUUUUGCUAUGUUUUACACUCAGUUUUCCAAAAUGUACUGUGGGUGAUCUUAUAUGUUGUCGAACGUCUAUCGCUUAGUAAUCCAAUGAUCGCUUGUUGGCAUAAAAAAACUGAAUAAAGGGACAUUUUGAAAAUUUUACAGCAUUUGUUAAAGCAUCGCCUUCCAAACAUGCAUCAACUGGAAUAGCUUAAUUUUAGCAAAUUUGAGUUUAAAGUGGUGUAUCAAGCAUUGCUACAUUUUCAAUCUGUGAAAAAAAUUAUGCCUUAAGUCGAUGAAUAGUAACUAUAAUUCCGUGUUGUUUUAAUUCUAUUGCGCCCAGUCUAACGACAUAGUUGCGGUUUAAUAUAAUUAAAACUCCAUGGAAUAUUUAACAAAUCAAUUAUCUUCAUCCAACAAUUUUAUCCUUCUAUAGACAAUAAGAAUCCCUCUUUUCAUUUUGUUGAUUAUUAUUAUUUAUUUUCUAUUUAAUUCCUAUUUUUAUUGAUUAAGGAUUGUAAGUACAUCCAUUACGAAAGACAGUGAUUGAAGUAAAAUUUAUUGAAACAGGAAAGUAAUAAUUUAAUAUAUUAUCAAAUUGCUAAAUUAUAUUUAUAUCAAUAAUCAUUACACUACAUAUAUUAUACAAAGUAGUGGAGGAAAGAAGCUAGAUUUCUAUGAAGGUGUGUUGUUAAUAUUAUAAGAAAAUCUAUCAUCAAGAAAGCGACCCUUAUUCGUUAGGUUAUUCGUAACACAUCUAACAAUCGAUGACUGAUCGACUCCUAUAAAGUUUAGUAUUCAGAUUUCGUCCAAUUGCCAGAGAUCGGCCAGGUUUUCGUUCAUUUCGAACAGAUUUAGACGCUAAACGUAAUGUUCAUUCUCACUAUUUAUGCUCAUAUUGUUUCCCCUGUAUCUAUUGAGUUGCAUUUCAUCCCAACAUAAUUUAUUUAUUCUCGAUCGAACAUGUUAUAUUUUUUGUUAGAAGAAGGCUUGAAUUGUGCUUUAGGAUCCGAAAGAAAAAUAAAUACAAGCGAUAAUA